AAAGUGCGUGUUUUCUGUUGAACUCAUAGAAUUGUCGAGAAAGUUCACAAAUGAGACGACUGUUGAACUUGUGUGGUGAAAAGUUAUUAGUAUUUGGAACUAAAAUAGUUGCAGUUAAAGUGAGGACUUUGAAAAGGACACGAUGUGCAAAGUCAUUAACUUGAAGGGGGCAUAACAUUCUUUAAUCAAGAGAAUUUAAAGACGUAUAAUUGCUCUGUUUGAUACAGUCAAACUAAUAACUAAUGAAUUAUUCCUACGCAAUUACCAACUAUCGUAGAAAACAUCAAAUUAUACACACACAAAAAUCAAAUGGUGACACUGUUGGCCGGAUAAUAGUUUGCUUACCAUGAAAACAACGCUAUUGUCCAAUAGGUACUGAUAUUACAUAUAUCCAGGGAAAAUAAAUUCAAAAUGAGAAAAAUGCAGUGUCGUAUGUUAAAUAUCAUAUGUUUAUUGGCAAUGAAUAGUGACCUACUUGUAGAAAGUAUAAGUAAUUGCGCAGUUGAGGAAGUACCAGAAAAUUUUACAGUGACACCAGUUACCAUUUGCCCUACAGGAAAAUAUAGAAAAGAAAAAGAGAAAAACUGUACAAAUUCAUUAGAGGUUUUUCACUGCCUUCCUGAUUUGCAGGGAAAUCUUUAUGAGUUCUGUGGUAGGAGUAGACAUGACCUGAGAUACCCUUAUUUCGUCUUUGAUCGGACCAGUAAACUUUAUUUUAGCAAUCUUGUAUUUCCAAUAUCAUCAGGGACUGAGACUGAAUUUUAUUCCAAUUUCAGCCAGUUAAUUUUAAAAGAAGAUCCCAAGUUAAAUGGAUUAACCGUUUUUCAAAAGUUGCGAGAAGAAGUGAAUAAUAAUUCAGCUGUUAGUUGCAUAGAUGAUUUAAAGGAACAUUUCCUGCCGAGUCGAGAAACUUGUAAAGUAGUCAGUGCGUGUGUACGGCCUCGACACGUUCAAUGGAUUUUCGUUUAUAUUGUUGAAGUUCGUGGUGACAUUGGAAAUAUUAUCAUAAAAUGUUUCCCUAUGCCACUGACUAAUACACUCAAAUACGCACUUGUUGCCUUAACUUUGUGUAGAGAUAAUCACUCUACACUUAUUAAACAAUGUAGUACACUCCGAGGGAACCAAGAAGACGCUCAAGAAGGGAAUAAAACAGACUGCCAAGAAGGAAAUAAAACAGACUGCCAAGAAGGGAAUAAAACAGACUGCCAAGAAGGGAAUAAAACAGACUGCCAAGAAGGGAUUAAAACAGACUGUGAAGAAGGGAACAAAAAAGACUGCAAGGAAGAAAACACCAUAUCACUCACUAUAGGUGGGAUCUUUACCUGCUUGAUUGUUAUCGUAGCUGUGUCAAUGGUAGUUGAGAAUAAUUGUCAUUUAAUAGACAAAAUUCGGUCUUUAUUUUGUACAAUUAUUGAAAACAGGCAGCAAGCAGAAAAUCAUACGAAAGGAACAUACGGACAGCCUACAGAUGCAAAUGAGUGUGAUCAACAAAGCCAUAUGGUAUGUAUGGAAACUGGUCAAAGUCCUAGUUCGCAGAUAUAAUUAUAUUGAGGCAUCAAAUGGGGCAUAGCUUUAAGAACAAUAAUACAAAUUGAGAAAAAAAAAUUGAUGUACUCAAUGUUUAUUAUGUUUAAUCAAAUAUCUGACGAAUGAAUUUUCGAGGAGUUUAAAUUGAAAAAACUAGCCUAAAUUUUUACCAAACUUAGACAGAAGCUUGUUUAUGUUCAUAAGAUAGUAUCCAGAAGUAAAUUUUGUAAAAAUAAAAUCACAUAUUUCCGUAUUUUACUUAUAAAUGGACUAAGUUUUCUGCCAGAAAACAUCACAUUAUCUUUGUAGUUAAAGUUUUAAAAAUGUUCACAACUUUCUUAAACUAUCAUAGAUUUGUACGAAAUUUGGACAGACACUUGUUUAUGAUCAAAAGCUAGUACCUAUAAAAGCUUCUAUCUGUUGUUCCGCAUUUAGUGUUUUUUUUAAAUUUUAUAGAUUAUAAAUAUAUCUGGAUUUUUACCAAACUUGGUCAGAAGAUUCUUACCAUUAAAAGAUAGUAUCGAGAAGAAUAUUUUCUUCUUUUUGUCCUCAUUUUUGUUGUUCUUGCAAUUAACAGCAAAAGUAGGCGAAACACUGGGUUCCGUUGAACUUUACACAUUAUAAUUAAUAUGAUCUGCGUCUGAUAGAAAUCGACCUAAUGUACGUAUAUUUGUACAUUAGUUUGACUGUCCCUCUGGUAUCUAUUGAAAAAUGAAAUAUAAGAUGAUUUUUUGGACUGUUUUGUAGGGUUCUUAUAUCAACCUAAUUUUCAAACAGUCGCUGAUUUUGCAUAGAGAUUUUGUCAACCAGAAAAAGGUAAUGAUUUGCUUAAGGACGAUUUCUAUCCGACACCGCUCAUAUUUUUUAUGUACUUUUUUUGUUUAUCUACUAGGAGAGGGUUGCUUGUCGAGAAAUAAAACCACAACUUUAACACCAAUUAUGUGUCUGUCUCAAAUCAGAUUCCCCUUCCAUAUUUUCUUACGUCAAUCUUACGUUUUUGGUAUACAAGACCAAUUUAUGUUUAAUUUAUUACAACUUUCAAAGUACGAGAACGGACGACUGUAUGCAUGUUGUCCUCUAGAUGAGUUGUCAUUAUAUUUUUUGUCCAUCGUUGCUGUCUCAUUCAUAACUGUACUUUUUAUGGAGAAUCAUAAUAAGAUGUGCAUGCCCAUGUGACAGGGCUUAUAUGACAUUGUCCUCAUAUUCAUACAAUACUGUUUGAUAUUUAUUUGUUAUAUCUUCAGGGAGGCAUUUGUCUCACAAUUCAAUCAAUUCUCAAUAUAAAUGUGCCAAAUUAUAAGUAGUGUAACAUAAUAUUAUGACCAGAGUUUAGUUUUAUCAAUGAAAGAAUCUUCUGAAUUUGUAUAUUGUUUCAGUUUUAAAGUUUUAAUUGAAUGAAUGAAGAAUGAUUAUAUAUUGCUGUGGGAUGAUAAAGUAUAUUUUUAUGACUGUCUUGUAAAAUCAUUUGCACGAUUAUAUUUAUUGUUUGUUUGUUAGGGUAUUAAAACUUAAUGUGGAUACAUUUUUUAUUGAUAAGCCAUAUGUAAAUAAAAUAUUUCAAAAUUUUCA
Molecule: messenger RNA, 3096 nt
Organism: Mytilus trossulus (common blue mussel)
Lineage: Eukaryota; Metazoa; Mollusca; Bivalvia; Mytilida; Mytilidae
Exons: 3
Coding region: 412-1542 (376 amino acids)
Source: RefSeq, a predicted model, not a curated record